Molecule: messenger RNA, 885 nt
Organism: Fusarium proliferatum ET1
Lineage: Eukaryota; Fungi; Ascomycota; Sordariomycetes; Hypocreales; Nectriaceae
Exons: 1
Coding region: 1-885 (294 amino acids)
Source: RefSeq, a predicted model, not a curated record
AUGAAUCCCCUUCAAAAUCCUGCUGUUCGGUGUGACAUCGAACGGCAGAUAAUCACCAUUAACCUUCUUUCAUUCCUUGGUCCCGAUCCAGAGUCAAUUCAUCCCCUUAUCGACUUGAUGAAGCCUGAUCCUUACAACUUUGCUGUCUAUAUUCGGAACGAGAUGUACCUCGAGAUGGAUACUCCCCUUCAAAAGAGAGGAUGCACGAACGCCGAUCUCCAGAACGACAUUGAAGUCUUCCGGCUGAAACGGGCAUCUCGCCAGGGCAACAUCUUCUUGACCUUGCCCCCAAGGCUGCCAGAAGCAGUCUCUGUGGAAUCAUAUGUUCUUCAUGCCAUAAAGCGUCGACUUGACCUUCCUAUAUUCAACCCUUGGGCUGACACGACAACAAAGCUUAUCGUGGCUUGUGGCGUUGCCUUGUCACAACGAGGCCAACUCAUUGCCUACGACCAAAAAGCUUCACUUGCCGAUCACUGCUGGCAAGUACUUGAUGACCUGGAGACAUCUCCAUGUGCUACUAGCCUGCCAAACAACGAGCUGAAGGAGGUCCUCAGCGGCAUAAAGCGAAUCGAACACAAGUUGAACGUCGGAUUCGAAGAUGUCUACAAACAACUCUUAGACAUACGUGCAGACCUCGCUGUAAUUGAGAAUCAACAAGGCCAAAUUUGCAUGAUGUUGGUCGAUCUCAGCAGCAAAGAGGGUUCCGUCGGCUCUUGCCAACAAACGGCUGACAUUAACCCUCCUCGCACGCCAGACGAUGGACAACAAGUUCCUAUUAGCCAGUUACUCAAUAUCCCAUUGAGAUUUCCGGAUUCGAGUCACCAGCCACACGAAGCUCCGCCCAUGAAGCGCACUCCAAUUGAACAGCCAGCCAAGUUCGACUGA